Messenger RNA from Patella vulgata (common limpet), 2462 nucleotides. RefSeq names its product metal cation symporter ZIP14. Gene Ontology annotation, cellular component: membrane. Gene Ontology annotation, molecular function: zinc ion transmembrane transporter activity. Gene Ontology annotation, biological process: intracellular zinc ion homeostasis; zinc ion import across plasma membrane. The transcript is spliced from 8 exons. Lineage: Eukaryota; Metazoa; Mollusca; Gastropoda; Patellidae. The coding region runs from base 239 to 1831 and encodes 530 amino acids. The record is from RefSeq and is a predicted model, not a curated record.
UCCUCGGUUCGGUGACAAUCGAGCAUCCCCGUAGCGUGUUUAUUUCCGGGUAAAGUGGUAAACAACAGAAAAGGCAACGUGGUGCAGUGUGAAAAUUGCGACAUCGGUGAUACAUGUAGUUUAAUAACUUGCUGGUUUAUGAAACAUUCACAGACUCUACUCUCCGUGUAGCCUUGUCAACACCAUUUCUUGCGAUCUCGCUCAACAGACUAGAUUUCUUCAUCAUUAAAUUCCACCCAUGGCUCCUUCGGCACCGUUUCGAAUAUUUUUCAGAAUUGUGUCAGUGACCUCAAAAUCUUUUUUGAUUUCAAUUCUGUUAUUAAUAUCUCUUUUGGAUCAUUCUUGGCAGUUUAACGAAACCAACAGUUUUCUUGUAAAUGAAGUAUUUAUUAAACAGCUUACUGAAAAGUACAGGACUAAUAACUCGAAAUCAUUAGAUUUCUCGGAAUUUUCUCAAUUUUACAGCGAUCUUGUCGGUCAUGAAAUCUCAGUUGAUUUUUCUGUGGAAAGCAAAAAUUUAACUGAUUGUUUAGACAAAAUAGACGAAGCUGAUAUUUCCCAGUGUUUAUUAUCGAAAAUUGGAAAAUCGUGUAUCAGUCCCUAUGAUCUAUAUGAGGUAUAUUCUUUACCUACAACCAACAAGUUAUCUAUAGAUAAUCUAACUGAUAUAUCGAUUGGUGUAUUAUUAUCUAUACAACAAAAACGCUGUUUGUCUUACAGGUCUCAUUUACAUCUUUCACAUCCUACCUCAACUGCAGUAUGGGGCUACAGUUUUUUGUGUGUUACUUUAAUCAAUCUGUGUUCACUAGUUGGUAUUAUUGUGUUACCCUUUAUGAAGAUGGUUAUUUACAAGAUACUCUUAAUAUUUAUGGUGGCACUAGCUGUAGGAAGUCUGGCAGGAAGUGGUCUUUUAUUCCUUAUACCAGAGGCAUUUGGUUUAGCAGCAGAAGGUGAUACAAGUUAUAUUUUAAAAUCCACUACUGUAAUAGGUGGUAUCUAUCUAUUCUACCUCACAGAAAGAAUCAUGAAAAUGUUGAUGCAAUGGAGAGAGUCUAAAAAAAGAUCCAAAGAAGAUUUAGACGAAGAUAAGAAAGAUAUAUUCUGUUCCGUCCGAUGUAGAACACCCUUGAAAUCUGAAUCUGAGAUGAAAGACCCAGCGCAUAUACCAAGUAGUAAUUCUGCUUGCACGCAGGUCACUUUAUUAAAUCAUGAUAUCAGUGAAGGCGAUCUAGCAGGCCUGGAUGUUGUUAAAGUAGCAAAUGGCAAUGGUGAUUCUUCUAUAAAUAAUCAUAGUAAAUCAAAUGGUACACACCGACAUCACCGUGGUGACUAUAAACAUCCCAUAGCAACUGUUGCCUACAUGAUUAUAUUUGGAGAUGGUUUACAUAAUUUUAUAGAUGGGUUGUCUAUAGGAGCUGCAUUCACAAAUAGUAUAUUGUCCGGCGUCAGUGUAUCCAUGGCUUGUAUAUGUGAAGAAUUACCCCAUGAAUUAGGUGACUUUGCUAUUUUAUUGAAUUCUGGCAUGAGUUUAAGAAAAGCGUUACUAUAUAACUUUCUAUCAGCUUGUAUGUGUUAUUUGGGUUUAAUUGUUGGAGUAUUAUUAGGGGAGAAUACUACAGCACAUGAAUGGGUAUUUGCUAUAGCUGGUGGAAUGUUUCUCUAUAUUUCUUUAGUAGACAUGAUGCCAGAAAUGAACAGUGCAGCUGAGUCGGAGGAAGCUCAACGAUACGGAACCUUUCAAAUAUUUCUACUGCAAAAUGUAGGACUGCUCUCUGGAUUCAGCAUUAUGUUGAUAAUGGCCAUCUACGGUGGCGAUAUUUCUUUCGAAUAACUAUUUGAUUAUGUCAUUAUGUAAGAUUUAGAUUAAGAGCUGACCGUUCUUGCUAUAUUAGUUUAAAAUUAGAUAAUGAAAAAUCAAUAUAUAGAGAAUCUCCUACGAGUCUUUUUUUGAUAUCAAAAAAUAUCAACACAAGUCGAUAAAGUAAAAAAAAAAAUUUAUUUUAUUUAUCACCCAAUGCCUUCUUAUAUGCACAAAUAAAUAAAUAUAAUUCUUUGCUAUAGAUUUCACUUUUACUGAACCUGAUUACAUUAUGGCAUAGUGAUACAUCAUUUUUUGACAGCAAUUCAACCAUUGCAAAGUCCUUUAUAUUGACCCAGUGUCUCCAUCAAGGCCAAUUAAAUAAAAAUAGUUACUUUUAAUAAAAAAUGAACUGUUUUUUGAAAAUAAAAAAAAGUAGUUCCUUUUUGAUUGAACAAUCAAAUUCAUGUAAAGGGAUAUCUCAGUAGAUUAUGAAAUUUAUCACAAAAGUGAUAUCUACUGUAGAAUGUAUUAUUGGGUGAUAAAUUGCAAAUCUCAGUAAAAUUACUUUAUUCUGAGCAAAGCUAUGUGUGUUUGAAUUUUUGAAACAGUCUUGAUUGUCAAGUACCAUUGCUAUGAUAAUAAAGUCUCGAUUAUCCAUUUU